UAGGCGCAUUUGCUGUUCUCUCACUCAUUACCACAUUACCUCUCUGUCGGACUCUCUCUCUGUCUACAUCACCAUCCCUCAACCUUCCUCCUGACAAGCAUCUAAGACUUUUCUUUUCUCUGUACUACUUUGUGGAUCCAGGGUAACACCCAGUCAAAGCAACAUUUUGUAUGUGUGGGAACACAGAUGAGACAGCAUGGACCUGGUGACCUGGCUUGUGGCUGUUUUGCUCUCACUGUGGCAGUGCAUAGAAGGCGUGGGAGCUGCCAAGGAAUGGACAUAUGCAGAAGAUGCAGGUCAGUCUGAAUGGCCAGUUUUGUUCCCUGAGUGUGGUGGGUCCUCUCAGUCCCCCAUCAACGUGAACACUUCCAAAACUUGGUACGAGCCAUCCCUUCCUGAGUUACGGCUUCUGGGAUAUGAGCAGUAUGGCCAUGAACCUUUCACACUCUCCAACAAUGGCCAUACAGUGGAGAUCCCAUUGCCAAGUUGGAUGGGCUUGGCUGGUUUGCCAUGGCAAUUUAGUGCUGUUCAGCUCCACCUGCACUGGGGAAAUGGAGUGAGUGUGGCUACAGGAAGCGAGCAUAGCAUUGAUGAACAGAGUGCUUCCGCAGAGCUCCAUGUAGUCCACUAUAAUUCCGAGUUGUAUUCUAAUAUUUCUGAAGCUAAAACCCAAGAAAAUGGCCUGGCUGUUCUCGCAGUGCUUAUAGAGGCAGGUGACGAGACCAAUCAGGCAUAUGCUAACAUCUUGAACUACCUGGGCCGCAUCAGGUAUGCAGGUCAGAGGGUGCUCAUUCCAGCAUUUGACGUGGGGACCCUGCUCCCCAGAGACCUGAGCUGUUAUUUCCGCUACACUGGCUCACUCACCACACCUCCAUGCCACCAGAGUGUGCUGUGGACUAUUUUCGGUGAGAAGGUCAAGAUCUCUCACUCCCAGUUGCUGAAGUUGGAGACAGUGCUGUACUCCAGUAGACCUGGCUCUCCCAACCCCAAGCCACUACAGGACAACUAUCGCACCACACAACCACUCAACAACAGAACAGUGCUCUCCUCCUUUAUCCCUGUUUCUGCAAAUAUCUACACAGCUGGUGAAAUCUCAGCCAUUGUAGUGGGCUGUCUGUGUGGCUGUGUAGGCUUGGCCGUGAUUGUUCACUUCAUCUUAAAGAAAAUUCGCUCGAUGUCAAGCUGGGACGUCCUGUCCAGCGUUCAACUGCCUCCCCAGCACAGAACUAAGGACACAGCAAGGGACGUGGCAUUAAGGACGACAUCUGACCCUGGGAAAAAUGAAGAGGCCACCCCACAAACUUUCCCAGUCUGCCCCAUUUAACCAUUGAGUCAGACUCGAAAUAGACCUCCAUUUUUGGUCUAUAUAAAAU
Messenger RNA from Pangasianodon hypophthalmus (striped catfish), 1373 nucleotides. RefSeq names its product carbonic anhydrase XIV (gene ca14). Bases 197 to 1324 code for a protein of 375 amino acids. NCBI's taxonomy places the organism in Eukaryota, Metazoa, Chordata, Actinopteri, Siluriformes, Pangasiidae. Gene Ontology annotation, molecular function: zinc ion binding; carbonate dehydratase activity. The transcript has 12 exons. Gene Ontology annotation, cellular component: plasma membrane. The record is from RefSeq and is a predicted model, not a curated record.